AUGAAGUUUAAAUUAAUAUUUGUAGGAUCGUUAUCUCAAAAAGUUGGUAUUCAUUCUUUUAUUAAAAGAUAUAUUGAUGGUGUAUAUCAUCAAGAUGGUGGUAGUGAUGAUGGAUUAAAGAAAGUUAUAGGAUCAGUAGAUUUGAUAACAAAAGAAAUGGUCGACCAAGACAGUAGUAGCGCCGAUCAACUUUUAAUAUUCAUGCCAUUUCGUAGUAGUGAAGCUAGAUUUAUUAUCUUUCCCAGUGCCUAUCUUAAAGCUGUCGAUGGUAUAUUUCUUUUCUUUGAUGUUACCAACAAAGCUAGUUUUAAGAAAUGUAAAGAAUUGUAUGGUGAUAUGAAAAAGGAGUAUGGUGUCAUCACUCAAGAUAAUAAUGAAAAGGGACCUAUUAUAGUGGCAUUGAUUGGUUGUAAAUGUGAUAUAGAACAAGACAAAAGACAAGUAUCAAUCGAUGAAGCCAUACAAUGGACCAAAGAUAACAAACUCGCAUUCUAUCAAGAAACAAGUGCAAAAGAUAAUAUUGGUAUUGAUAAUGCUUUUAAUACAAUCUAUUACUCAAUGUUGAUGAAUAUAAACUAA
Molecule: messenger RNA, 579 nt
Organism: Cavenderia fasciculata
Lineage: Eukaryota; Evosea; Eumycetozoa; Acytosteliales; Cavenderiaceae
Exons: 1
Coding region: 1-579 (192 amino acids)
Molecular function (GO): GTPase activity; GTP binding
Source: RefSeq, a predicted model, not a curated record